UUUUUUCUAUCUACUGUUGAGCAAUGGAUUCGAAUCUGGAUGACAUUGAUGCAAUAUGGUUUCAGAAGAAGGUAUCUGAGAUUUUCGGGAAUAAUAAAGUUGAUGAAUUGUUAAACGUACUUGGUGGUGACUAUGAUGAUAUGGAAGCGAAGAACAGACUCUUACUGUGUAUGAAAAAUGAAGCUUCACACUUUAUUAAUUUUCUGUUAAGGAAUAGAUUCAAGAUUAGCCUAACAAAAGUGAUCAAGAACUUGAGCUUAGAGGUGUGUUCUUUCGAUUUUUAUUUUUCAAUUGUUCUUUUCAUUUUGAUUAUUAACUACAAUUAUUUGUCAGGCUUCUGCUGCUACACCGACUGAUUCUUCUUCUGAGGAGGAUUACAAUAUUGUGAUGAUUUCUACCAUGCCUGAUUGGGCACAACCAGCUUUCAAAGGAAUGACUCACCUGAAUAGAGUGCAGAGCAAAGUUUAUAAAACUGCUCUCUUUAAUCACGAUAAUUUGCUGCUUUGUGCCCCGACUGGUGCUGGUAAAGAUAUUGUGGCUGUUCUUACUAUCCUUCAGCAGAUUGCUCUUCACAGGAAUCCAUAUAAUGGUUACAUAGAUCAUAGUGCAUAUAAAAUUCUUUAUAUGACACACUCAGAAGCCGUGGUGAAGCUUGUUCGAAUGUUGAGGAAAACUUUCGAAGAUUAUGGUAUCAAGGUCGGGGAGCUAAGUGAAGACCCAUCAGUGACUUGGGAACAGAUAGAAGAGAGUCAGAUUAUGGUGACAACUCCUGAGAAAUGAGACAUUAUUACACGUAAAAUCCAGAAUCAUCGAACUUACACGGAACAACUAAAGCUUAUUAUCAUUGAUGAUUGUCAUUUUCUUAAUGAUAACAGAGGUUUUGCUCUUGAAAGCGUUAUGACAAGAACAAUUUUGCAUAUGAAGAAUUGCAUUCGGUUGGUGGGAUUCUCUGCUACUUUCCCUUAUUAUGUAGAUGUAGCUCGAUUCCUGACCGUUGAUGUAAACAAUGGGAUAUUCACUUUUGAUGACAGUUAUAGACAUAUUCAGAUUGAAAUGAACCGUGUAUGUAUGGAAAAGGUUAUGUCUAUAGCUGGAAAGAAUCCGGUUAUUCUUAAUGAGAGUCAGUUUAUUUCUAAGCUAGCUGAUCAGCUGAAUGCAGAGAUUGUUCUCGGUACAGUUCAAAAUGUGAAGGAAGCCCGCCUAUGGAUUCGGCACACUUACACGUAUGUCUGUAUGUUAACGAAUCCUUCUUCAUAUGGUUUAGCAGCAGAUGUUAUAGCUAAAGAUAUUGAGAACAACAUUGAUGAUUUGAUUCAUGAAGCUGCUACACUCUUAGAUGAAAGCAAUCUGGUGAAGUAUGAUGCCAAUAGUGGAUGUUUUCAGGUCACUGACUUUGGGCGAAUUGCAAGCUACCAUAAUGUAGCACACAGAACGAUCUCCAUGUAUGAUAAUAGUUUGAAGCCUACAAUGGGAUACGAAGAGCUUUGUCAAUUGUUCUCACUUAGUGAGGAAUUAAAGCAUGUAACAGUAAAGGAAGAUGAGAAGCUGCAGCUAGAAGAGCUUUUUAACCAUGUUCAUAUUCCCAUCAAAGAAAGCCUGGAAGAGCCAACUGCAAAAGUAAAUGUUUUACUGCAAGCAUACAUUUCACAGACAAAGCUUGAAGGGCUCUCAAUGACAUCUGAUAUGGUUUUUAUCACACAGAGUGCUGGACGCCUUUUGUGGGCUCUUUUUGAGAUUGUCCUGAAACGUGGCUGGGCUCAAUUGGCUGAGAAGGCUCUGAACUUAUGCAAGAUGGUGACCAAGAGGAUGUGGAGUGUCCAAACUCCUCUGUGUCAGUUCAAUGUAAUCCCAAGUCAUAUAUUAACAGAAUUGAAGAAGAAGGAUUUGACUUGGGAAAAGUAUUUCAACUUAUCAGCUCAAGAGGUAGGCGAACUUAUUCGUGCACCGACUAUGGGAAGGAAGCUUCAUAAACUUAUCCGUCAAUUUCCAAAACUGAACCUUGUCGCACAUGUGCGGCCAACUACUAGUGCAGUUUUAGGGGUUGAGCUCACAAUAACUCCAGAUUUUGCAUGGGAUGACAUAAUGCAUGGAUAUGUUGAGCCGUUCUGGGUGAUUAUGGAGGAUAAAGAUGGUGCACAGAUCCUUCAUCAUGAGUAUUUUUUGCUGAAAAAACAGCACAUUAAGGAGGAUCACACUUUGAAUUUCACAGUGUCAAUAGACAAGUGUCUUCCUCCUCAAUACUCUAUCCGUGUUGUUUCUGAUAAAUGGCUUGGAUCCCAAACAGUUUUACCUGUUUCUUGCAGUCAUCUCAUUUUACCUGAAAACUAUCCUCCUACUGAACUACUGGAUCUGCAACCACUUCCGGUUACUGCCUUAAGAAAUCCAUCAUAUGAAGCUCUUUAUCAGGAUUUUAAGCAUUUCAAUCCAGUACAGACACAAGUCUUCACAGUACUGUAUAAUUCUGAUGACAAUGUCCUAGUUGCCACUCCAACUGGGAGUGGCAAGACUAUAUGUGCAGAGUUUGCAAUUUUGAGGAAUCAUCAGAUAAAUACCAACAAUGACAUGCUUGUUGUUUAUCUUACACCCAAUGAAACUCUUGCCAAGCAACAGUACCUUGACUGGGAUAAGAAAUUUGGGAAUGGUCUCAAGUUGAAGGUAGUUGAAUUAAGUGGAGAUCCACAAAUAGAUUUGGAAUUGCUGAGGGAAGGACAGAUUAUUGUUAGUACACCAGAGAGAUGGGAUGCUCUAAACCGCUCCAGGAAAGCUAUGAACGUUGCUAUGUCAGUUAGUCUUUUCAUCAUUGACCAGCUUCACUUAAUCGGAGAACAAGGAGGUCAUGUUAUAGAGGGAACUGUUUCCAGGAUGAAAUCUCAUGAUAUUGGCAUUAAUUAUUUUAUAAAAUCUUAUUCAAAGGUUCGGCUUGUGGGUUUGUCAACUUCAGUUUCAAAUGCAAAGGAUCUCGGAGAAUGGAUUGGAGCUACCUCCCAUGGCUUUUUCAAUUUUCCUCUUGGUAAGUCGGUGGAAAUUCAAACUCAAGGAGUAGAUGUUGCCAAUUUUGAAGCUAGGAUGCAAGCAAUGACCAAACCAACUUACAUUGCCAUUACUCAACUUGUCAAGAAUGAACAGACUUCUAUUGUAUUUGUACCUUCAAGAAAGUAUGUUCGUCUGGUGGCAGUAGAUCUCAUAAAAUACAAAGGUGCAGACGGUGAUAAGAGGUCCUUUUUACUGAAUCCCCUAGCAGAGCUUGUACCUUUUAUUAACAAGAUUAGUGAUGAGAUGUUGAAAACUACUUUACGUGAAGGUGUUGGCUUCUUGCACGAGGGCUUGAACGGUUCUGAUCGUGACAUCGUUACACAAUCAUUUAAAAGUGGUUUGAUUCAGGUCUGCAUUAUAACAAGUUCCAUCUGCAGGGAAGUGAAAUUGUCAACUCCUCUCGUUAUUGUGAUGGGAACACAGUACUAUGAUGGACCAGAGAACUCACAGACAAAUUACCCUGUCGCUGAUUUGCUGCAAAUGGUGCAACCUGUCAGCAGUCCUUUGGUGAAUGGUCAUGGGAAAUGUAUUAUUUUAUGCCACACACCUCGUGAGGAGUACUACAAGGCAUUAUUGUGCGGAACAUACCCGGUUGAAAGUGUUCUUCCACACUUUUUACAUGAUUCCAUACUUGUUGGAGUUGCAGGAAAAUUUAUUUUCUUUAAGAAAGAUGUGGUAGAAAAUUAUCUUGCAAACACCUUCUUGUACAAGCGGCUAACAAGAAAUCCUGAAUUUUAUGGGUGCCAAGAUUUGGCUGUUCGCAUGUCAGAUUUCGGAAAAAAUACAAUCGCUGACUUACAAGAAAAUAAAUGUGUUCUUCUCGGUGAUGACAGAAUUUAUUGUACAGAUCAAGGAGAGAAAACUAUCAAAUUCUACAUCACUUACAAAACAAUGGCAAUGUUCUCAGCAUCUUUAACACAGACAACUGACAUGGGGGGUCUUUUGGAUAUUGUAUCUAAGGCGCCAGACUUUGAUGCACUGCCAAUUAGAUUUGGCAUAGAUGAAGAAGAAGAGGUAUGCCGCCUUCUUAGUAAUCAGAGAUUUCCAUAUGAAAACUCUAAGUUUAAGGAUACACACGCAAUAGCAAAUGUUCUUCUUCAAGCUCAUUUGUCGAGGACUUCUGUUGGUGUGAACCUUGCUUUCUGCCAAAAAUAUGUGUUGAGCUUUGCACAUAAACUCCUUCAGGCAAUUAUAGCAAUAGCAUCAAAAAAGCGUUGGUUGGGCCCGACUGUUUUGGCUAUCACAUUCAACCAAAUGCUGAUACAAGGAACAUGGGAAACCGAUUCAGUUUUACUGCAAGUUCCGCAUGUAACGAAGCAGCUGGCUAUAAAAUGUCAAAAAAGAAAUAUAUCCUCUCUGGAUGAUUUAAAAAAGAUGGAACAUGGUAAGUUGUGUGAGAUAUUUAACAUGUCAGACUCGAGGCUAUGUGAGAUAUCACAAUUUUUCAGUCACUACUUCAUCCCUGUAUUGGUUUAUAAGGUUGAACAUGCACUCGAAAGCCCUGAAAAAAUAAAAGUGAAAAUUUUUUUUGAGAUAAAAAAGGAUGAAGAAUUUGUCCACGCUCCUCUCUUUCCAACUACUCAGAGGAAAACUUGGUGGCUUAUUGUUCAGAGAUCUGAUGAUUGUUCUUUUGAUAUGGGAUCCAUAGAAGCUGCAGGGUCAGAAAAUGGUUACAUGCUUAAAUUCACUGUUCCUAACAGGCCUGGAAGAACAACACUUGUCAUUCGUUUCAUGUGUAAUUCAUAUCGGGGAUUUGAUCGAUUUUACUAUCUCAACGUGGACGUGGAAGAUGGUAAAGUUAUGAUUCGUGAAGCGAUUAAGUCAAAGGAAGACAAGAAUGAUUAGGCAAGGGGGAAUCAGUUGAUAGGUGAAUUUUGUUAUUUGGCACUUCUUUGUGCACACAGUAUCUGUUUUUCCACUUUCAAUAUACCGUGUGUUUCUUAAGAACAUCAAUAUUACUGUCUUAUGUCUUAUGCAUGUGCUUGGUUUAUUUCAUCCUUGGUUUUAUGCUACUAUUUUGGUCAAUGAAUACAUUAGCUUUCUGGCAGUUGUCUCA
Molecule: messenger RNA, 5089 nt
Organism: Medicago truncatula (barrel medic)
Lineage: Eukaryota; Viridiplantae; Streptophyta; Magnoliopsida; Fabales; Fabaceae
Product: DExH-box ATP-dependent RNA helicase DExH12
Exons: 4
Coding region: 898-4878 (1326 amino acids)
Cellular component (GO): nucleus
Molecular function (GO): ATP binding; nucleic acid binding
Source: RefSeq, a predicted model, not a curated record